Messenger RNA from Tupaia belangeri chinensis (Chinese tree shrew), 1355 nucleotides. RefSeq names its product glutaryl-CoA dehydrogenase (gene GCDH). Gene Ontology annotation, biological process: fatty-acyl-CoA biosynthetic process; fatty acid beta-oxidation using acyl-CoA dehydrogenase. The record is from RefSeq and is a predicted model, not a curated record. Lineage: Eukaryota; Metazoa; Chordata; Mammalia; Scandentia; Tupaiidae. Gene Ontology annotation, cellular component: mitochondrial inner membrane. Gene Ontology annotation, molecular function: glutaryl-CoA dehydrogenase activity; fatty-acyl-CoA binding; flavin adenine dinucleotide binding.
GGACACCUUCCGAAACUACUGUCAGGAGCGGCUGAUGCCCCGCAUCCUGCUGGCCAACCGCAAGGAAGUUUUCCAUCGGGAAAUCAUCACGGAGAUGGGGGAGCUGGGUGUGCUGGGCCCCACCAUCAAAGGGUAUGGCUGUGCUGGGGUAUCCUCUGUGGCCUAUGGGCUCCUGGCCCGAGAACUGGAGCGGGUGGACAGCGGCUACAGGUCAGCCAUGAGCGUCCAGUCCUCCCUCGUCAUGCAUCCCAUCUACGCCUAUGGCACCGAGGAACAGCGGCAGAAGUACCUGCCCCGGCUGGCUAAAGGGGAGAUCCUGGGCUGCUUCGGGCUCACAGAGCCCAACUGCGGGAGCGACCCCAGCAGCAUGGAGACCAGAGCCCGCUACAACCCGUCCAGCAAGACCUACACCCUGGACGGGACCAAGACCUGGAUCACCAACUCGCCCGUGGCCGACCUGUUCGUGGUGUGGGCUCGAUGCGACGAUAGCUGUAUUCGGGGCUUCCUGCUGGAGAAGGGCAUGCGGGGGCUCUCGGCCCCCAAGAUCGAGGGCAAGUUCUCCCUGCGGGCCUCGGCCACGGGAAUGAUCAUCAUGGACGGCGUGGAGGUGCCGGAGGAGAACGUGCUGCCCGGCGCGUCCAGCCUGGGGGGUCCCUUCGGCUGCCUGAACAACGCCCGGUACGGCAUCACGUGGGGCGUGCUGGGAGCCGCCGAGUUCUGCUUGCACACGGCCCGACAGUACGCCCUGGACAGGAUCCAGUUUGGCGUCCCCUUGGCCAGGAACCAGCUGAUUCAGAAGAAGCUGGCGGACAUGCUCACGGAGAUCGCGCUGGGCCUCCACGCCUGCCUGCAGCUCGGCCGCCUGAAGGACCAGGACAAGGCCACCCCGGAGAUGGUCUCUCUGCUGAAGAGGAAUAACUGCGGGAAAGCCUUGGACAUCGCCCGCCAGGCCCGGGACAUGCUGGGGGGGAACGGGAUUUGUGACGAGUAUCACGUGAUCCGGCACGUCAUGAACCUGGAGUCGGUGAACACCUACGAAGGGACCCACGACAUCCACGCCUUGAUCCUGGGAAGAGCAAUCACGGGCAUGCAGGCGUUCACGGCCGGCAAGUGAAGAUACUUUGUGGAGGCCCGGCUGCCCUGCAGCCCCUUCCCAGAGAGACUCUGGGGGGCCGGGGCCUGGGCCCUGCGCCCUGAGCUGAGUAACGGAGCAGGCAGAAGAAGCCACUGAUGGCCGGAAGUAAGGGACAUGGACUUAAAUAUCUGAAUUUUGCUCUGAAGGCCUCAGAGGUGCUCUUUGAAAGAAGCUGGGAUUCUCUUUACAGCCCUUCUCCACCCCCCGCUCCUCCCCGGAC